Cheilinus undulatus (humphead wrasse) is the source of this 1663-nucleotide messenger RNA. It is a transcript of the gene tmod4, whose product is annotated as tropomodulin 4 (muscle). Gene Ontology annotation, biological process: myofibril assembly; muscle contraction; pointed-end actin filament capping. NCBI's taxonomy places the organism in Eukaryota, Metazoa, Chordata, Actinopteri, Labriformes, Labridae. The transcript has 10 exons. The record is from RefSeq and is a predicted model, not a curated record. Gene Ontology annotation, molecular function: tropomyosin binding. The coding region runs from base 256 to 1278 and encodes 340 amino acids. Gene Ontology annotation, cellular component: striated muscle thin filament; myofibril.
AGCCCCGAGGCCUGACGUACAGGAGAGAGCGCGAGAGAGAGAGAGAGGGAGAGAGAGAGAGAGAGAGAGGGAGAGAGAGAGAGAGAGAGAGGAGGGGGGUUAAGAAAAAAAGAGGACCAACUUUCUCUGGUUUCUAACUGCAGGAUCUGCCUCGCCUAGGGGCUUCAGCACUGCGCUUCUGUGAAGUGCCCUCCCACCCAGGGGUGUGCAGUGGUGUGUAUGAGGAAGUGUGUGUGAGCCGGAGUUUCAGGAGCCAUGUCGGACCCCAGGGACAUCGAUGAGGAUGCCAUCCUCAAGGGCCUCAGUGCUGAGGAGCUGGAUCAGCUGGAGUAUGAGCUGCAGGAGAUGGACCCAGAGAAUGCCAUGCUGCCUGCUGGCUUCCGGCAGCGAGACCAGACGAAGAAGAGCCCAACAGGUCCAUUUGACCGUGACGCCCUGCAGCAGCAUCUAGAGAAAGUGGCCAUGGAGCACGCGGACAGAGAGGAUCUGGUGCCUUUCACCGGGGAGAAGAAAGGAAAAGCUUUCGUGCCAAAGAAACCCAAAGAGCUCCCUGCACAUGAGCAGGUGACACUGGAGCCGGAGCUGGAAGAAGCUCUGAAGAACGCUACAGAUGCAGAGAUGUGUGAUAUUGCAGCUAUCCUUGGCAUGUACACACUGAUGAGCAACAAGCAGUAUUAUGAUGCUCUGGGCACCACAGGAACCAUCGCCAACACAGAGGGCAUCAACAGUGUAGUCAAACCAGAUCCAUUCAAGAUUUUCCCCGAUGAGCCGCCCAACACCACCAACGUGGAGGAAACCCUGGAGAGAAUCCACAACAACGACAGCAGCCUGACUGAAGUCAACCUCAACAACAUCAAGGACAUUCCCAUCCCAACACUGAAAGAGAUCUUUGAGGCGAUGAAGGGAAACUCUCAUGUGGAGUCUCUGAGCAUCGCCGCAACCCGCAGCAACGACCCUGUGGCCUUUGCGUGUGCUGAGAUGCUGCAGGAGAACACAAGCUUGCAGAGUCUUAAUAUUGAGUCAAACUUCAUCACUGCAGAUGGCAUGAUGGCGAUCAUCAAAGCUGUGGCCAAAAAUGUCUCACUGGUGGAGCUCAAGAUCGACAACCAGAGGCAGAAGUUGGGAGACUCAGUUGAGAUGGAAAUCGCCUCCAUGUUGGAGAACAACUCCAGCAUCCUGAAAUUCGGUUACCACUUCACCCAGCAGGGUCCCCGCGCCAGAGCUGCUAUGGCCAUCACACGAAACAAUGACAUGAUUCGCCAGCAGAGAUUAAGAUGAGAACAACAAGGAGCAAAAAGAACAACCUGCAAACCGCCAUUGUGCCAGCUUUCCAGUUUUUGUGCACCAGAGUUGAACGAAUCCUCCCAAAUAAAGCUGGAUAGUUGUGCAUGGUGCAACCCAAUUAACAUCUAUGUCAGAUCAUUUCAUUUCAUUCUCCAUCUCCAGCUUUUUGUAGACUGCUGAAUUAUCAUAAAGGCAUGUAUAGGUCACAAGCGAAAAUGUGAAGUGUCUUUUUUUAUGCUUUUAGUUUGUGCAUCGCCAACGUCAUCCCAAACCAAAUCAGAUAACCCUUCAUUCACUGAAAAUAAACAUUUCUAAUGUGGUGCUAUAUGUGGGAGGAAAACAAACUGUAAAUACUUUAAAUAAAAUAUAUAUUCAAGUA